AACGCUUCCCUCUCUCAUUCAUUCAUUCAUGCAUUAACAUUUCCAUUUCCCGUUAAAACCCCACCACCCUCACCUCUCUUUCUUCUUCUUCUUCUUCUCUUUUCUCAUACUACCAAUUCACGUUGUUACUUGUUACCAUGGUUGUUCUGUCUCAGCCAGCAUUAGACCACUUUCUCCUCCUCCAACCAUGCAAGCCCACGCCCCUCUUCACGGGGAUUCCUGUGGUCGACCUCACCCACCCCGAUGCCAAGACCCUCAUAGUCAACGCUUGCAAAGACUACGGCUUCUUCAAGCUCGUCAACCACGGCGUUCCAUUCGACCUCAUGGCCAAUCUGGAACACGAGACCCUCAAAUUCUUCAAAAAACCUCAGUCCGACAAAGACAGAGCUGGCCCACCCGACCCUUUUGGCUACGGUAGCAAGAGGAUUGGCCCAAACGGCGAUGUCGGCUGGCUCGAAUACCUCCUUCUCAACACCAACCCCGACGUCAUCUCCCCCAGGUCCCUCUUCAUUUUCAAAGAAAACCCACAAAACUUCAGGGUGGCGGUGGAGGAGUAUAUAAGAGCGGUGAAGAACAUGUGCUACGUGGUGUUGGAAAUGAUGGCUGAGGGGUUGGGAUUGGGGGUGGCGCAGAGGAAUGUGCUGAGCAGGUUGCUGGAGGAUGAGAAGAGUGAUUCUUGUUUCAGGCUCAACCAUUACCCUCCAUGUCCUGAAGUGCAAGCAUUGAACGGAAGGAAUUUGGUUGGGUUUGGGGAGCACACAGACCCACAGAUAAUUUCUGUCUUGAGAUCUAACAGCACAUCAGGCCUGCAAAUCUGUCUCGCAGAUGGCACUUGGGUUUCAGUCCCACCUGAUCAGACCUCCUUUUUCAUCAAUGUUGGUGACACUCUGCAGGUAAUGACUAAUGGGAGGUUUAAAAGUGUAAAGCAUAGAGUCUUGGCUGACACAACCAAGUCAAGGUUGUCGAUGAUCUACUUUGGAGGACCACCCUUGAGUGAAAAGAUAGCACCUUUACCUUCUCUCAUGUUAAAAGGAGAGGAGAGUUUGUACAAAGAGUUCACAUGGUGGGAAUACAAGAAGGCUGCGUACACUUCAAGGCUAGCUGAUAAUAGGCUUGGCCCUUUUGAGAAACCUGCUGCUCAUUAACCGUGUCAAAAUUCUACUCAAUUUCACCACGUGCUAUUAGGGCCACUUUACUUUAGCUCUGCGUCUCUAGCUUCCCAACACUUGACUCUAGUCUACAUGACAUAUAUAGAAAAUGAAUAGGUUGUUUAUCUUGUUCUUCCUUUUAUCCUCCUCCUUUUUUCUGGUUUGAUUGAAAUGUAACCGUCACUACUACCCUUUCCACUGUCAAUGCAACCAAACUCUAGUUACACUUAUUGUGUUACACGUAUUAUAUAUAUAACCCUUUCUUUUUU
Messenger RNA from Cajanus cajan (pigeon pea), 1417 nucleotides. RefSeq names its product gibberellin 2-beta-dioxygenase. NCBI's taxonomy places the organism in Eukaryota, Viridiplantae, Streptophyta, Magnoliopsida, Fabales, Fabaceae. The record is from RefSeq and is a predicted model, not a curated record.